Messenger RNA from Ochotona princeps (American pika), 1062 nucleotides. RefSeq names its product RAB24, member RAS oncogene family (gene RAB24). The record is from RefSeq and is a predicted model, not a curated record. Lineage: Eukaryota; Metazoa; Chordata; Mammalia; Lagomorpha; Ochotonidae. The coding region runs from base 151 to 762 and encodes 203 amino acids. The transcript has 8 exons. Gene Ontology annotation, molecular function: GTPase activity; GTP binding.
CGCGUGGAGGGCGCUGGCCCACGCGGCCCCGGCGUCCGGAGCCGAGACAGCAGACCACGGCCCGGGCGCGAGCGGCGGGGUUAGCGCUUCGGGUCGGGCUCUGAGGCUUGGUGGGGGCGCUGCCCGGGUUGGCCUCGCGCCCCCGGGAGCAUGAGCGGGCAGCGCGUGGACGUGAAGGUGGUCAUGUUGGGCAAGGAGUACGUGGGCAAGACGAGCCUGGUGGAGCGCUACGUGCACGACCGCUUCCUGGUGGGGCCCUACCAGAACACCAUCGGGGCUGCCUUCGUGGCCAAAGUGAUGUCUGUGGGAGACCGGACGGUGACUCUGGGUAUUUGGGACACAGCAGGCUCCGAACGCUAUGAAGCCAUGAGCAGAAUCUACUAUAGGGGCGCCAAGGCUGCCAUCGUCUGCUAUGACCUCACCGACAGCAGCAGCUUUGAGCGAGCCAAGUUCUGGGUGAAGGAGCUGCGCAGCCUGGAGGAGGGUUGUCAGAUCUACCUUUGUGGCACCAAGAGUGACCUGCUGGAGGAGGACCGGCGGCGGCGGCGUGUGGACUUCCACGAUGUCCAGGACUAUGCAGACAAUAUCCAAGCUCAGCUCUUUGAAACAUCUAGCAAGACAGGCCAGAGUGUCGACGAGCUCUUCCAGAAAGUGGCAGAGGAUUACGUCAGCGUGGCUGCCUUCCAGGUGAUGACAGAGGACAAGGGCGUGGAUCUGGGCCAGAAGGCCAAUCCCUACUUCUACAGCUGUUGUCAUCACUGAGUCACCACUCACCUGGCCUGGGGGAAUUGAUGGAAUUCCCCAGAGGCGCUGGAACCCAGCUCCUGUCCGGGGCUUGGGUGGUCAAAUGUCUGAGCUACCCCAGGUCCCCGUGGCAGCAGAGGUGGCACCUGCCUGUGCUGGCCCAUGGCACGGAGGCGGCACUGGGCUGGCUGUGGGCAAGAGGAGGGCUAAGGGCCGAUUUGGACCUCAGGUUUCUGCCCGGGACAACACCUGUUGUUAUCUGCAGAUUACUUAAGUGGCUUAUGAUCUGUAAAUAAAAUGAGUGCACUGUGAAUCACA